Molecule: messenger RNA, 1398 nt
Organism: Sesamum indicum (sesame)
Lineage: Eukaryota; Viridiplantae; Streptophyta; Magnoliopsida; Lamiales; Pedaliaceae
Source: RefSeq, a predicted model, not a curated record
AAUAUAAAACUCGUCGGUCUAAGAACUGCCAGUUAAUGUUCAGCGGUUGCACGUGGUUACACGCGCCGCCUUAUCGCUGUGCAAUCUCCUCUUGGCCGCUUUACAGACUCCGCUGCUGUAAAGUUCCUAUGGUUAACUCCGUCCGAAUCGCCAUCGUCGGCGACGUCCAUGAUGAUUGGAGUUUAGAAGAAGAUACCAAGGCUCUGCAACUGUUAAAGCCGGAUCUGGUGAUGUUUACAGGUGAUUUUGGUAAUGAGAAUGUAGAUCUGGUUGAAAGUAUUUCAAAACUUGAUUUUUCAAAAGCAAUUAUUUUGGGGAACCAUGAUGCCUGGAAUACCCAGAAGUUCUCAGCAAGUUUCAUUCAAGAUUUAACUUACAUAUAUCACGUCUUUGUGCUGCUUGAUUUCCAUCUUCCCUCUGUACUCUUCCCACGUAGUAAAGAGAAAGAUCCAACACCAUUUUUGCCUCCAUUUGAGUAUAAUGUGUUGUCAGAUGCUGUUCAACUCCAGCUUGAAUUCCUUGGUGAUGAGCAUGUUGGUUAUGGACGAAUUGAUUUCCCAAAUCUGAAGUUAAGUAUUGUUGGUGGACGGCCUUUUUCUUGUGGCGGUGAGCAUUUAUUCCGGAAAAAACUUCUUACUGCCAGAUAUGGCGUCCACGACAUGGAUGAAAGUGCAAAGAAGAUUUACGAAGCUGCUUUAGGAACUCCUGCAGAUCAUUCUAUUAUAUUUCUUGCUCAUAAUGGGCCCUCAGGUCUAGGUUCCAACGUGGAUGAUAUCUGUGGAAGGGAUUGGAUUCCUGGAGCCGGAGACCAUGGGGAUCCUGAUUUAGCGCAUGCAAUAUCUCAAUUGAAAGAGGACACCAAAUUGCAAAUCAAGUUGGUGGUGUUUGGUCACAUGCAUAAAAACUUGGCAUAUGGACAAGGACUUCGGAAAAUGAUAGCCAUUGCGGAUGACAACACUAUAUACGUUAAUGGGGCUGUUGUUCCGAGGGUCAAAACAAUGGGCAAAGAACAAGUAAACUAUGCAACGAGCUCUAACCCUGAGAAAACCUCAGCCAUGACAUCAGAUCUGGGAGGCACCAAACGAGCCUUCACCAUAGCUGACAUAUUUGAUGGCAAUUUGGAGAAAGUUGCUGAAACUUGGGUUUCAGUCACUGGAGAACAGGUUAAAAUAGAAGACGAGCUCAUUAUAUUUAGCAAAGCAGCUGAGAGCUCCAAGCACUCUUCAUGUUCGGUUUUAUAGAUUGACUGAGCACGACCGUCAGUAUUGUGUAUGAGGCUUUGUAUAUUCCUAUGAUACUUCCAACUAUCUAUUUCAGGUUUUAGCAACCCUAUACCGGCCAAAGUUAUGUAUCAUUAAGACCUUGAUCUGCUCGGAAAUGAAUGCUUAUUCCUGCAAA